GUAGGUCUGAAUCAGAGCAGGCGGUAGAGAGACAGGGAUUGAGGGGAAGAAAAUAAAUGUGUGAUGAGUGAGGGAGGGAGUAGUUUGUUUCGCAAACAUACAUGUAUAUACAACCCGGACAAGAGUGGAAGGAAAACAGGUGGAGGACACAAAAAAGGACAAUAUUGCACAAAUAUAUACUGAUACAAAGCAAGACAUGGAGUUGUGUGAGAUUUUAGAUCAGAAGCAUAUUCUAGACUGCCGUGGUAAUCCAGGACACAAUCAGUGCUGAGAACUAAAGAGGUCAUCACAACCUCACACAGACAUAUGGACAAGAUGGGGGCCAGUCGUCCACUACCUAAUGCGCCCAAGGACUCACUAAGUGCUGCAAUAGAGGCCAUCAGUGUGAGCACAGAACUUGUCGAGGAGGAACUAAAGCCAUAUUUGGACACAGUACUCAAUGUUGCCAUAGAAAGAAAGAAAGGCAUAUCAGAGCAGGUGGUAGAAAGUGGGAUUCUGCCUGUUCUGGCUCAGAUUUUAAGAAGAAAGAGCACACUCACUACUCACACUGCCAGACUGGUAGCUGAACUGGCCAGAGAUGCUCCUGUGAGAGAGCAAUGCUUUGAGACAGGCAUUGUGUCUGCCCUUGUGACCUUACUGCUAAGCCAAGACCAGGACCUUCUCCUUCACGUUAGCCAGGCCAUCGCCAGGAUUUGCUAUGACAGCAACUUGCAGCAGGAGCGAUUCCUGAGGCUCGGAGCUGUCCCACGACUGGUGUCGGUUCUUCUCCAGUACAGUGAGAACGAGGCACUGCUGAGCUCUUGCCUUCUGGCCCUUUGUAACCUGGCCGACAUGGGCGAAGAAGAUGGCACCAUGCUCUCCUGGGAGGAAGCGGCAUAUUUUGGCGAGGGGGAGCGGGUUUUCCGUGGCACCUCACGGUACUCUUUCGGCUUCUCUUCAGCUGUGAUGGUGGUCAGGCUGAAACAGUGGACUAACGGCCAGUACUCUGUGGCAGUAGAAGUGCUUCGAAGGUGCUCCACAAUGCUGUGGGGUGCAAAAAACGGCCACCAGACUGGACACCGCUUACCGAACUUUGCCCACCUAGUCAGCUGCCCCAAAUUGUAUAAAGUUAUCAAAUGCUCAGUGAAGAACAUACCGAGAAACAGGAAUCUGAGGGCAGCAGUGCUUCAUACCCUCUUGUGAGGCUUCAUCGUAGUGCUUUUGGACUCA
Sinocyclocheilus rhinocerous is the source of this 1209-nucleotide messenger RNA. RefSeq lists its product as uncharacterized. The record is from RefSeq and is a predicted model, not a curated record. Gene Ontology annotation, biological process: positive regulation of GTPase activity. The coding region runs from base 307 to 1182 and encodes 291 amino acids. NCBI's taxonomy places the organism in Eukaryota, Metazoa, Chordata, Actinopteri, Cypriniformes, Cyprinidae. The transcript is spliced from 5 exons. Gene Ontology annotation, molecular function: protein binding; guanyl-nucleotide exchange factor activity.